CAACACCUACAGCACACACACCAUUCCUUAGAGAAGAAGUAGCGAGUCAACAGACAUUAAAGAUCAGAAACAGGAUAGCUUUCUUUCUAGAGGACCAAGCUGAAGGGAUAAAGUGUUAUUUGCAAUGAACAUCCUGGGUCAUGUGGUCAUCCUGCUUCUGUUGGGGGAAGCAGUUUCCCAGAACAAGCGCAAUUCAAAGUCCAACAGCAAGGUACCAAAUCAGGGCAAGAAGACAUUGAACCCUGCUGGUGAGCCUGGACCUGUGGCAUCCAACGAUGAGACCUUCCCUGUUGAAUCCUCAUCAGUGGAAGACAGUAAGGACACCAUGGUCUACCAGUUAGCAAAUUCGAAUGAUGACAUGAAACUCUAUUACCUGAAGAACACUCAAGUAACCUGCAACGACGGAACAACAGCCGGGUUUUACCUCAGGGAGCACAAAGGGAGCAGACGAUGGCAGAUAUUUUUAGAAGGUGGUUGGUGCUGCUACAAUAAGGAGACCUGCGAUUCCAGAUACAAAAAUAUCCGGCGCCUCAUGAGCUCAUCAGAAUGGCCACAAACACGGAAAGGAAGUGGAAUUCUUUCAGCGCAGUCUGAAGAAAACCCCCAUUGGUGGAAUGCGAACACAGUAUUUAUUCCAUACUGCUCGAGCGAUGUGUGGAGUGGAACUUCGUCUAAGUCUCGCCAAGGAAAGGAAACAGCUGAAUAUGCCUUUAUGGGAUCCCUGAUCAUCCGGGAGGUGAUUAAAGAUCUAGGUCCCAAGGGUAUUAAACAAGCCAAGGUGGUCAUGCUGUCCGGAGCAAGUGCCGGAGGUACGGGAGUUCUGCUGAACAUUGAGAAAGUUUCCAGUCUCAUGGAGCAGCUUGGGGCAGAUGCACAGGUCCGGGGAUUGGUGGAUUCUGGGUGGUUCUUAGAGAGUAAACAGCAACGAAUCACUGAAUGCUCUGAUACUGCCUCCUGCACUCCUACAGAUGCCAUUAAAAAAGGGCUCAGAUUAUGGAAUGGUAUCACCCCAGAGAAGUGCCGACAGCAAUUCAAACGAGGGGAAGAGUGGCAGUGUUUUUUUGGACACAAGCUGUAUUCAUCUUUAAAAUCCCCUGUGUUUGUUGUUCAGUGGCUUUUUGAUGAGGAGCAAUUGAGAGUUGAAAAUAUUCAGCUUGGAAGCCAUUCCCUAACCGAACAUCAGUGGACCUAUAUCCAGAAUCUAGGCAGGGAACUGAAAAACUCAUUCCAAGAUGUGGCGGCGGUCUUUGCUCCAGCGUGUCUGUCUCACACAUUGAUUACUAAAAGUAAUUGGUUGGCGUUUCAGGUGAAGGGGACAUCUCUCUCCAGAGCACUGCAGUGCUGGGACAAAAGCCUUCAAGACACCAGUAAGAACACCAAGACAACAGUCAAGGGCUGCCCCUUCCACCUCAUUGAUAACUGCCAGUGGCCCCAGUGUAACCCCACCUGCCCUGCCUUGCUUGACCACACCACGGGCCAGGAGGUCAGCCUGCUACAAGUUCUGAUGGGGAUGGGUCUUGAUCUCCAGAAGGUAGCACAGGAGCUGAAGAUGGAAGUUAGUCACCUGCUGGGGAUGAUCAGUAACGGGGGCUAAGAAAGAGCUGGUGGAAUAGGAAGCACUGCUAAAUUCAAUGUUAUUGUAGUGGAACACAAAUUAUCUAAUCUGUAGGUUAGGUGGGGUGACCUUUGGGGACUGAAUUAGCAAGGCACUUAAAACAUUUACAGCUAUAUAAGACAAUUACUUCCGUUCCUAGUUCCUCUCUCAUUAACAUUCUGCCCUCAUUGUAAGACUAUAAGGGAUUUACAGCUCAAUAAAAAAAAUGUCAUUAUAUCGCUGUGCAUAGAUCCUGUUAUAGUUUUCUGAAGUGGGUGGGCUGUUGCCAUUGUUCCACGUCACUUCUAAAUUUAACUUACUCACUGCCCUGCUACUGAUUCUUCAUUUUAUUUAUAUUAAGUGAACAUGCCCCCAGUGCUUGGGAGAGCCUACUUUUCAGAAAUGUUGACCACUUUCACUAAGAACAGCUGGGGCACAUCUGUUGACCACUUUAGGAAACCCAUAGCUGUAUGUUUGAAACAAGGACAAUGAGUUUGCCAUUGUCACUGUGGGUUUCAGUGUGCCAGAAAUGUCAAACUAGAAGGUCUUCACUAUGGGAAUAUGAGGGAAUACAAGUUUUUGUACACUGGUUAACUUUUUUUUUUAUGACAGGACUUCAAAAGAAAAAAAUGAAUAAAGCUAUAUAACCAAAUUGCCUCAAUCAAUAGGCUGUCUGCCCUGUGUUGGGAUGUUACAGUACACAAGACAGAUAAAUGUGAAUCAUCGAGUGUGCUGUAUUAAAACCUGAUAGCAUCCCUUAAGGACAGAUGUUGUUAUAACCUCUGAAUAUAUUCUUCUAUAACAGUAUGUUAACUUAUUUAGUUUUUAUAUUUAUAAUAAUGCUAAUAUAGUGUUUGUUAAUUUACACUAGCUGCUUCA
Messenger RNA from Polyodon spathula (Mississippi paddlefish), 2473 nucleotides. RefSeq names its product carboxylesterase notum2-like. Lineage: Eukaryota; Metazoa; Chordata; Actinopteri; Acipenseriformes; Polyodontidae. Gene Ontology annotation, molecular function: hydrolase activity. Bases 125 to 1594 code for a protein of 489 amino acids. The record is from RefSeq and is a predicted model, not a curated record. The transcript is spliced from 12 exons.